Messenger RNA from Fusarium graminearum PH-1, 661 nucleotides. RefSeq lists its product as uncharacterized. NCBI's taxonomy places the organism in Eukaryota, Fungi, Ascomycota, Sordariomycetes, Hypocreales, Nectriaceae. The record is from RefSeq and is a predicted model, not a curated record. The coding region runs from base 122 to 334 and encodes 70 amino acids. The transcript has 3 exons. Gene Ontology annotation, cellular component: membrane; Ssh1 translocon complex. Gene Ontology annotation, molecular function: transmembrane protein transporter activity. Gene Ontology annotation, biological process: protein targeting; post-translational protein targeting to membrane, translocation.
CAACCCCCGCGACUUUGACUUUAACUCAAUUCGACGACUGUAUUUUCAUUUCCUCCCAUUAUCUUCUCUCAUUCACGCAACGUACUUUUAAUAUCUCUCUCCGUUUCUUCCACCAUCCAAAAUGUCCGACCAGGUUCAAGAGAUUCUCGAGGUUCCCUCCGAGUUCGUCAGAGACGGUGUUCAAUUCAUGCGACGGUGCACUAAGCCCGACCAGAAGGAGUUUCUGCGACUCUGCCAAGCUGUUGGCGUUGGUUUCCUCAUCAUGGGCGCCGUCGGCUACGUUGUUAAGCUGGUGCACAUUCCCCUUAACCACGCCCUCGUCGGAAGCGCAUAAACGGUCACGCGAUACGUUGAUGAGAUUCUGGAUGGCGACUUGAUAAUCCAAAAACCCGCAACACGGGAACGAGGACAAUCACACCUUUCUUGCUUGCGGGUAUGCUUAACGGGGCGGAGUUACAUGACAUUAUGGCGGGCACGCGACACACUUCUACGCUGAAAUUCGACCGAGCGCCAUGGGAGAUGAGAAGGAGGAUGUGCUUUCACGUCCAAGGCGCUAUUUGUGUGGAUUGAGAAAUAUCCACUACGAAAAAGACGGCUACAGUGAUUAAUUGUACAAAUAUAUCCAUUGUUAUUUCUGCAAUAUUGGCCUAGUCCAUCCCAU